GCCCCUCCCCUAUAAGUCCCACCUGGGCACCGCAUCGCAUCCCAGUUCCGACGACACCAUGGCUGGCACGUGCGCGCACGUGGAGUUCAUCCGCGCGCAGCCGGCGUGGGCGCUGGCGCUCGCGGCCGUGGGGCUCCUCGUCGCCGCCCGCGCCGCCGUCCGCCUCGCGCUCUGGGUCUACGCCGCGUUCCUGCGCCCGGGCAAGCCCCUGCGCCGCCGCUACGGCGCCUGGGCCGUCGUCACCGGCGCCACCGACGGCAUCGGCCGCGCCAUCGCGUUCCGCCUCGCCGCGGCUGGGCUCGGGCUCGUCCUCGUCGGCCGCAACCCGGAGAAGCUCGCCGCGGUGGCCGCCGAGAUCAAGGCCAAGCACCCCAAGGUCCCCGAGGUGCGCACCUUCGUGCUCGACUUCGCCGGCGAGGGGCUCGCCGCGGGGGUGGAGGCGCUGAAGGAGGCCAUCCGGAGCCUCGACGUCGGCGUGCUCGUCAACAACGCCGGUGUGUCGUACCCGUACGCGCGCUACUUCCACGAGGUGGACGAGGAGCUGAUGCGCAGCCUGAUCCGGGUCAACGUCGAGGGCGUCACGCGGGUCACGCACGCCGUGCUGCCCGGCAUGGUCGAGAGGAAGCGCGGCGCCAUCGUCAACAUAGGCUCCGGUGCCGCCUCCGUCGUGCCCUCCGAUCCGCUCUACUCCGUCUACGCCGCCACCAAAGCGUAUGUUGACCAAUUCUCAAGAUGCCUUUAUGUUGAGUACAAGAGCAAGGGUAUUGAUGUGCAGUGCCAGGUGCCCUUGUAUGUGGCGACAAAGAUGUCAUCCAUCAGGAAAUCUUCCUUCAUGGUCCCAUCUGCUGACACCUAUGCCCGCGCUGCUGUCCGCCACAUUGGAUAUGAGCCUAGGUGCACGCCGUACUGGCCGCACUCUGUUGUGUGGUUCUUGAUCUCCAUGCUUCCCGAGUCCCUAGUAGACAGCGUGCGCCUGAACAUGUGCAUCAAGAUCCGCAAGAAGGGGCAAGCUAAGGAUGCCAAGAAGAAAGCACAGUGACCCCUGAUGCUUGCUGAACUAUGAUGAAAUUUGCAAUGCUUCUCCUGGACAAUUAUCUCUAGCAUUGCUGUAGGCACUUUAUGAAGUAGUUAAAUUGCCUUCUGAAUCUGUUUAAGUUGAGGAUGAUGUUGUUCCCUCCACGGUUAUGAAGCAGAUACCUGUAAUUUUUUUUUCAUUUCGGAACAGCAGAUGCACUUAAAGUGGAAAUGGUAUUGACUUGAAGUUGUGCAGCUCUGUUUAGCUGCCUUCUAA
Molecule: messenger RNA, 1291 nt
Organism: Phragmites australis (common reed)
Lineage: Eukaryota; Viridiplantae; Streptophyta; Magnoliopsida; Poales; Poaceae
Product: very-long-chain 3-oxoacyl-CoA reductase 1-like
Exons: 3
Coding region: 59-1039 (326 amino acids)
Cellular component (GO): endoplasmic reticulum
Molecular function (GO): ketoreductase activity
Source: RefSeq, a predicted model, not a curated record